UGACGAAACAGCGUUCGUUUUUGGCACGGUUCCCCAUCGCGGCUUAUGGAUGGGAAUGUACUUGGAAAGUCACCCAGCAACGAACCAAAUUUGGCACGGUCCAUUUUUGGCAACAGUUCAAGCGUUUGCAUUCGUGGGUAAUAACACAGUUUCAGUUAGUCUGCGUUUGUUUCCCGAGCCAGGCAGCUGAUAAAUUAAUGCAAUAGUUUAUAAAAUGGAUAAAUCGAGCGUUUUGCAAAUAGACAAAACCAAACGAAACAGCUUGACUCUGGAACAAAAAGUUGAAAUCAUUAAACUCUUGGGAGAACAAGCACACACCAAAGCACAUUUGGCUAAACAAUUCGGCGUGGAUCGAUCAACGAUUCGAAAGAUCGAACUACAGAAGGAGCGAGUUCUGCUGAGCGUUUCGACAAUUAGCAUAGAAAAUUGUCAACGGAAGUACGUGUCCACCGGAAAGCACCACGAACUGGAAGAGGUUUUGUACUACUGGGUACGACAGAUGAAGUCACAACAGAAAUCUGUGACUAACGCUAUGAUUCUGGAUCAGGCAAAGUUCAUCGCAGAUCAAAUGAAUGUGGAAGAAUCUUUCAAAUUCAGUGCAAAGUGGUUGCGAAAUUUCAAGAAGAGAUUCGGAUUGUAAUUAAAAUUGGCGCGUUUAAUAAAUAUGUUUGUUGUUUGUUCUUA
Molecule: messenger RNA, 684 nt
Organism: Culex quinquefasciatus (southern house mosquito)
Lineage: Eukaryota; Metazoa; Arthropoda; Insecta; Diptera; Culicidae
Exons: 2
Coding region: 215-640 (141 amino acids)
Cellular component (GO): nucleus
Molecular function (GO): DNA binding
Source: RefSeq, a predicted model, not a curated record